Conger conger (European conger) is the source of this 1041-nucleotide messenger RNA. Its product is annotated as trace amine-associated receptor 13c-like. NCBI's taxonomy places the organism in Eukaryota, Metazoa, Chordata, Actinopteri, Anguilliformes, Congridae. Gene Ontology annotation, cellular component: membrane. The record is from RefSeq and is a predicted model, not a curated record. Gene Ontology annotation, molecular function: trace-amine receptor activity. The transcript has a single exon. Gene Ontology annotation, biological process: G protein-coupled receptor signaling pathway. Bases 1 to 1041 code for a protein of 346 amino acids.
AUGGAUGAUUCAUUCCACCUGGAAUCUGAAAAACAGCAGUACUGUUAUCCAUCAACUAAUGGAUCCUGUAUUAAAGGCAAUCAAACCAUGGCAGCUCAGGUCAUCUUGUAUAUUUUGUUUGUGACAGGAAUGAUUUUCACAGUUCUUGGGAAUUUGGUUGUCAUCAUCUCCAUUGCGCAUUUUAAACAGCUCCAUACACCAACGAACAUACUGGUAAUGUCUUUGGCAGUGGCAGAUCUGCUACUUGGAAUGGUUGUGAUGCCCUUCAGCAUGAUUAGAUCUGUCGAGGGCUGCUGGUACUUUGGGGAUGUUUUCUGUUUACUGCACUCCAGUUUUGAUAUGUUCCUUACAUCAGUCUCCAUUUUUCAUUUGAUUUUCAUUGCCAUAGACCGCUAUCAGGCAGUGUGCAGUCCACUCCAUUAUUCCACCAGAAUAACCAUCCCGAUUGCAUGGCUUAUGAGUGUUCUGAGUUGGGUCAUUGCCAGCAUAUACUCCUUUGGUCUUCUUUAUUCAAAAGCUAAUGUAAGGGGACUGGAGGAAUAUAUUGCAUCUAUAUAUUGCUUGGGUAGUUGUGUUCUUUUGUUCAAUGCCUUAUGGGGUGCUUUGGACACUUUAAUUGCAUUUUCUCUGCCUUGUUUUGCUAUGAUGGGUUUGUAUGCAAAAAUAUUUUUGGUGGCCAGGGAGCAUGUAAGAAAGAUUGAAGACAUGAAUCAUAAACUAUCUGUGAAUGAGGAAAACAAGAACAAAGUGUCUCAACGUUCUGAGCAAAAAGCAGCAAAGACUCUGGGCAUUGUUGUGAGUGUCUUCAUCCUCUGCUGGAUGCCUUUCUUUGUAAAUUCAAUAAUUGACCCCUACACUAACUUUGCCACUCCUGCCAUUGUUUUUGAUGUAUUUGUUUGGUUAGGUUACUUUAAUUCUACUUUAAAUCCGAUCAUCUAUGCAUUAUUUUAUCCUUGGUUCCAAAAAACAUUGAAGCUUAUUAUCACAUUUAAAAUAUUCUCUCCACAUUCCUCACAUCUCAAUGUAUUUUCUGAAAGAUGA